AUGAAGAUUCAUUGUUUUUUUUUGUUUAUUGGCUCUACUUAUAAUUUGAAAAUCUUUAUUAACUUUUUAUUAUUUUGUAGAUACAAAAUGCUUUCAAAGUUAAGACCUAAAAUGAAAAAAAAAUAAACAGUAAAAUAUCUUAUUAACUUUUUUGAUAAUACUUUUGGUUUACGAAAUAUCUAUUUUUAAUAAAUUGCACAAGAAUUUAAAAUGUAGGAAAGUAAUUAGCAAAAAUAAAUGCAAAGUGAAAACGAAAAGCAGCAGUAAAUCGAAAGAUAAAAGGAGUUAUUUGGCACAGUAGUAAACAGAAUGCAUUCUCACUGCCUUAAAUAUGAUGCUAUCUCUAUUUUUUUCCCAGAAUACCAAAACCCUGAAGAAGUAUCAUGCAAUUGGGUCGGAGAUAUGGACUUUAAUGUUUGUCCUUAUAUCACAGAAGGAAUACAAAAGCGAAUCAAAACAAACAAUAUUUAUGGAUAUCCUGGUCUAUUAAUUAAAUAUGAACCAUUUUUAAAUAGCUUAAUUAGUUGGUGUAGAAGAAGACACUCUUAUGAAAUUUAACCCUAAUAAAUUAACAUUACAUAGAAUACACUAUAAACAAUUAGCACACUUUAUCGCUUAAAGAGCAAAAAAAAUCAAGGUAUUAUCAUAUAGACUCCUAUUUAUUACAAAAUUAUUGACCAAGCUACUAUGAUUGGCAGAAAAAUUGUUCCAAAUCCAUUAAUCUUUUAAGAUGGUCUUUAUUAUAUAAACUUUGAACUACUAGAAGAAUAACUAGCAGAUCCAAACAAUAAAAUUAUGGUUUUCUGUAAUCCACUCAAUCCAAGUGGAAGAGUUUGGACUUACGAUGAAGUCAAAAGAGUAGCUGAAUUAUGUCUAAAAUAUGAUGUAUUUUUGAUUUCUGACGAAAUAUUUGCUGAUCUUACUCUUCCUGGCUAUAAACACACUAUAGCAGGAAGCAUUAGCAAUGAAAUUAACAAUAAUACUGCAACAAUCUUUACUCCAAGCAAAGCUUUUAAUUUGAGUGGUUUAAGCAUUAGUACUGUUGUUAUUCCUAACUAAGAAAUUCACAGAUAAUUCACUUAAAAAAAUAAUUCUUAGGGCUUUUACUAUGCCAACAUAUUUGGCUAAAUUGCUUAUGAAAACGCUUAUUCUUUCCAAGGGGAAUAAUGGUUAACUGAUCUUAUGGACUAUAUUGUUAGUAAUUAUGAAUUUAUGUAAUAGUAUUUAACAGAAUAAUAUCCUGAUAUUGAAAUACUUUAAAUGCAAGCUGGAUAUUUAACAAUGUUAGAUUUCUCCAAAACUAACUUACCCUAUCAAAAAAUUAAGUAGAUUCUAAUAAAUAGUAAUGUUUUGCUUGAAGAUUUGUCUGAUUUCUUUUAUCCUAAGCAAACUUCUUAGCUUUUUAGAAUCAAUAUAGCAUGUCCUUAAGUUAAGCUAAAGGAAUGUCUUGAAAAAAUAGUCCAUGGUUUCAAGUCUUAAAGUAAAAACUGA
Messenger RNA from Tetrahymena thermophila SB210, 1491 nucleotides. RefSeq names its product class I/II aminotransferase. Gene Ontology annotation, molecular function: pyridoxal phosphate binding. Lineage: Eukaryota; Ciliophora; Oligohymenophorea; Hymenostomatida; Tetrahymenidae. The record is from RefSeq and is a predicted model, not a curated record. Gene Ontology annotation, biological process: biosynthetic process. The transcript has 3 exons.